UCUUUAUUCUAAGAAGACUUCAGAGCCUUCUUUCUUUUUCUUUUUCUCUGCAACAACUACUCUCCUUCAUUUACUUUCUUUCCCAAAGAGCUUCGGUCAGGCCAAUCGUUGUACCAUUUGUAGGGUUUUCGUUUUCGAAUUUGAUUUUGAUGGAGUCGGCAACGACGUCGUCUCGUGAAGCGGAGUUCGAAUACUUGUUCAAGCUGUUGCUGAUUGGGGACUCUGGGGUUGGAAAGAGCACCCUCCUCUUGAGUUUCACUUCCGAUACCUUUGAGGAUCUCUCUCCUACUAUUGGUGUGGAUUUUAAGAUAAAACAUGUUACUCUUGGUGGUAAAAAGUUGAAGCUUGCAAUUUGGGACACAGCUGGACAGGAAAGGUUUAGAACUCUUACUAGUUCAUAUUACAGAGGAGCUCAAGGGAUAAUAAUGGUGUAUGAUGUGACGCGAAGAGAAACAUUUACGAAUUUGUCUGAUAUAUGGGCUAAAGAAAUUGACCUGUACUCCACAAAUCAAGAUUGCAUCAAGAUGCUUGUUGGAAACAAAGUCGAUAAGGAAAGUGAAAGGACUGUCAGUAAAAAAGAGGGGAUGGACUUUGCAAGGGAAUAUGGAUGCCUUUUCCUUGAGUGUAGUGCAAAAGCUCGAGUAAAUGUUGAGCAAUGCUUUGAGGAGCUUGUCUUAAAGAUAUUGGAAACACCAAGUCUCCUGACUGUGGGCUCAGCAGGUUUGAAAAAGAACAUUUUCAAACAAAAACCUCCUGAAUCUGAUGCAUCAACAAGUGGCUGUUGCUAGGGGUUAUUGGAUUUUGAGAUUUCAACAUAUGUUGGCAUAUUACCCAUUUGUCUUCUUUUUACCGGGGCUGAUUUGAAAUUCUCGUGUAUCAUCAAAUUUAACGGAACUGUGAUACGGUGAUAUUUGGUGUGAUUUAACCCGACAAUUAUAUAUUUAUAAUUUCCAGAGCUGAGAUUUCAGUGUUUCCGAUUGUUGUCUUCUUUUCCUUAUUUGUUUCAGUUACCUCUUUCUGAAUUUGAAUGUGAAGCUUGAUCAAACAAGUACUUCUGGGUUA
Molecule: messenger RNA, 1062 nt
Organism: Prunus mume (Japanese apricot)
Lineage: Eukaryota; Viridiplantae; Streptophyta; Magnoliopsida; Rosales; Rosaceae
Product: ras-related protein RABC1-like
Molecular function (GO): GTP binding; GTPase activity
Source: RefSeq, a predicted model, not a curated record